AUGCUUCGUCGAUCAUUGGAUAAUGACACUGGAUUUUCUCACAAAAUAUCCGUUGUUACACGUACCGGAAUUCUCAACUAUUCUCAGUUUUUAAAUCAAGUUGGUUCAAAAAUGGAUGUGUUAUACAAAAAUAUUGAUGAACCCACUGUCAAAUUUAUCAGUUCCGAUAUUUAUAGUAAAACAUAUGACAAUGAAAGCAUAUUAAAGAUCCACGCCAACCAUUCAAGAAGUUCAUUGUCUUAUCAAGUUGAUUCUAAUCUUGAAUUUUUAAAAAGACAAAUCCCUCAGCUUGAUCACAAGAAGCAAUUGAAAAAAAAGGAUUUUUCAUUAGGUACAAAUGGGUCAAUUAUCAAAGUCGAAGCUUCACCAAUCAACCCAAAAAUUGAUUCUAGAUUUCAAACCAGCACCAACAGCACUAUAAUUAACUAUAACAUAAUGAAAUUAAAAGAUGACUUUAAAGAAUUUAAUGCCACAGAAGAACUGAAAAUUUUGGAAUUUUUAGAGUUACUAGGAGCUACUUACAAUUGUAGUCUUAUUCAAGGAGACAGCAUUAGGUACAGAUACAACAUUGAACAUGUCAAAUUGUUAUGUGAAAAAUUUGGUUUGAAGACUGUGUACCAUAAAGCAGAAAGAAAUAAUCAUUUGAAAGUAGUUCUGAGAAAGUUUAAAAAAUUUGUAGUCAAGUUUUUUGAUGUUGACGUUAGACUGUGUGUUGAGACAGUGCAAAUCAACGAAGUAUGGAAAUUACAAAAGAAGCUGCUUAAUCCUGAAAUUUAUCAAAUGCCGCUGAAUUAUUUGGAAGCAUUUUUAAAAGGGUGUUGCAAUAUAAAAAACUUGAAUGGUGCUAGAAUUAGCACUAGAUCCAAAGAGUAUCUUCUUAGCUUAGUUCAUUUGACAAUUAUUACUGGAUUUUCACCAAAGGUUAAAGUUUCAAAUGAAUCGUCUUCAACAGGAGUUAAUUUAAGAUAUUUCUUACAAAUUUUACUGGAACCAAAAUUAACAAACGUAAUGGUCUUAGGUGGUAUGACUCAAGAAAAAUUUUCGGGAGUAUUUUACAAUUUAGCACCAGAUGAAAACGCUAUCAACGAUCCAACAAAUGAUGGGUUUGAAUUAAUGGUUAUCAUCAACAUCGAAGAAAAUGAAGAAGGAGAUUUAAAACUGGUCUCUUACCCUUUGGUUGUCAGAUCCACCUUAAUGGAUUAUUAUGAAGAUGAAGAUGAAAACUUAGAGUUUGCUUGA
Lodderomyces jiufengensis is the source of this 1239-nucleotide messenger RNA. RefSeq lists its product as uncharacterized. The record is from RefSeq and is a predicted model, not a curated record. Lineage: Eukaryota; Fungi; Ascomycota; Pichiomycetes; Serinales; Debaryomycetaceae. Bases 1 to 1239 code for a protein of 412 amino acids. The transcript has a single exon.